UCUGCAUUUAUGUCCUCAUUAGAGAAGGUCCUUUAUUUCCAAGUUGGAAUUGGAGUCCUCCCCAAUAUAUUUCUUCUUCUUUUCUACACUUUCCUAAUCCUAGGUCACAGACCUAAACUCAUGGAUCUAAUCUCCUGUCAACUGACCCUGGUUCACAUAAUGAUGAUCCUCACUGGAGGAGAUAUUUGGCUUGCAGACAUACUUGAGUCACUAAACAUUAAGAAUGAAAUCAAAUGUAAGGCAACUUUUUACACAAAUAGGGUAAUGAGAGGUCAAUCUAUCUGUAUCACCUGCCUUCUGAGUGUGUUCCAGGCCAUCACAAUCAGCCCCAGUACCUCUUUGCUGGCAAAAUUUAAACAGAAACUUAAAAAAUACAUGAUCAAUGCAUUAUUUUAUAUUUGGUUUUUCAAUUUGUCUGUAAGUAGUAACAUGCUCUUUUAUGUUGGAGGUUUUGCUAAUGUGAGUGAGACUAAGCAGGUGAAGGUCACUAAAUCCUGCUCACUCUUCCCAAUGAACUACAUUGUCAGGGGAUUAAGUAUUGUACUUUCAACUUCCAGGGAUAUGUUUCUUGUAGCAGUCAUGCUGACCACAAGUGCAUACAUGGUGUAUAUUUUGCAAAGACAUCAGAGACAAUACAAGUAUCUUCAUAGCAUCAGCCACCUGAUAGCAUCCCCUGAGAAAAAGGCUACACAGACCAUUUUGCUGAUGGUAGUUUUCUUUGUGGUCAUGUACUGGGUGGACUUCAUCAUCUCACUCACCUCACUCCUGUUAUGGAUAUAUGACCCAGUCGUUCUGACUGCUCAGAAGUUUGUAAUGUAUGCCUAUCCCACAAUUACUCCUUUGGUACAAAUCAUUUCUGAUAAGAGAAUAAUCAAUGUGCUGAAAAACUUGCAGUCAACGUGCCACUAG
Grammomys surdaster is the source of this 909-nucleotide messenger RNA. RefSeq names its product vomeronasal type-1 receptor 90-like. Gene Ontology annotation, biological process: G protein-coupled receptor signaling pathway. Gene Ontology annotation, cellular component: membrane. Gene Ontology annotation, molecular function: pheromone receptor activity. NCBI's taxonomy places the organism in Eukaryota, Metazoa, Chordata, Mammalia, Rodentia, Muridae. Bases 10 to 909 code for a protein of 299 amino acids. The record is from RefSeq and is a predicted model, not a curated record. The transcript has a single exon.